Musca domestica (house fly) is the source of this 805-nucleotide messenger RNA. It is a transcript of the gene vilya, whose product is annotated as RING finger protein vilya. Gene Ontology annotation, biological process: homologous chromosome pairing at meiosis; protein sumoylation; reciprocal meiotic recombination. The transcript is spliced from 3 exons. NCBI's taxonomy places the organism in Eukaryota, Metazoa, Arthropoda, Insecta, Diptera, Muscidae. Gene Ontology annotation, molecular function: SUMO transferase activity. The record is from RefSeq and is a predicted model, not a curated record. Gene Ontology annotation, cellular component: synaptonemal complex. Bases 171 to 791 code for a protein of 206 amino acids.
UAUUCCAAAUAGACCAAUGUGAUCAACAGAAUUGUUUGACAUACGGAAUUGUUUGACAUAUUUUUACGAUUCAGCUAACUGUAUUAUGCUAUUGUUUUGAAAAUCACGCCAUAUUCUCACCUAAAUCUAAUACCAAAAAAAUAUCCAGGGCGUUUUCAUUUAAUGGAAAUAUGAGUGAUCAACAGAAGCAAAACGCGCAUCCUCCAGAAUUUUAUACUUUUUGGGUGCACUGUAAUAUCUGUUACAGAAUGUAUUUUAAAAAGGAAUGUCGUUUCUUUUUACUUGCUUGCAAUCAUGUCGCUUGUGAGAUCUGUUUAGAAGGCCAUUUGCAACAAACCGACGUCUACAAGUGUAACUUGUGCUUAAAAAUAACAAAAGCCUGUGAAAUUGGAAACGCAAUGCCAGCAAACCUUAAAGAAUUGUUUCAUCCGGAGCCCUUCUCAGAUGGUCUGAAUGCUUUCAGAGUUAUGGCAUUCCAAAAUAAGCACCGUCAACGAUAUUUUGCCCAUCAGGAAACAAUGGCUUCCAGACUAGAGGAAUAUCAACGACUUUGCACAGAGGCAAAAACAAAUUGCCAGAAAUUGUACCAAGACUGUGAAAACUUCAGACAUGAGCGGAAGCAUUUGGAAAAUAGAGCCAAACUUAUUCGGCAGCAGAGAAGGCAGAUUGAUGAUAAUAGCUCAAAUAAGACAUCUUCAGUGUCAUCCGAAAAUACAUCCGCUUCUUCUCUCGCGGGCACAGCUAUUACUUCUUUUUCAAAUCUGUCACAAGGAAAUCCUUUUGAUCUGUAGAUUAAACGAUCGUA